CAAUAGCAAGGACAAUAAUGGAGUCAAACCGGAGGAGGUGGUUUUUUUAAUUCCGAGAGAUUCCGCCCUAUAAAGUGCAAAGAGGAGUGACGUCUCUGAACUCGCAUGUGGAUAGACAUCACAGUGACAAAUUUCAACAGAGACCUUUACGAAGUAGUACUAUCUGUGUAUACAUUUUGUCAGUCGAUUUUUGGUUGAGAGAGAGAUGGCGAUGGCAAUGGCGGCGAGGCGUGCUUCCGCGUCCGCAUUUCGUGCUCUAACUUCAUCGCGGAAUUUAAAUUCGUCGAUUCUGACCAGAGACCUCCAUGCUUCCCCUGGGAGCAAAAAGAUAGUUGGAGUUUUCUACACAGCAAACGAAUAUGCUGAGAAGAAUCCCAACUUUUUGGGAUGUGUGGAAAGUGCAUUGGGCUUACGUGAAUGGUUGGAAUCACAAGGCCAUCAAUACAUCAUCACUGAUGACAAAGAUCGUCCAAAUUGUGAACUCGAGAAACACAUUCCUGAUGCGCAUGUCCUCAUAACGACGCCAUUCCAUCCGGCUUAUGUAACAGAAGAAAGGAUCAAGAAGGCUAAGAAUUUGGAACUGGUGCUCACAGCUGGAAUUGGAUCUGAUCAUGUGGAUCUCAAGGCCGCAGCUGCUGCUGGGUUAACAGUUGCAGAGGUCACUGGAAGCAAUGUGGUCUCAGUCGCAGAAGAUGAGCUCAUGAGGAUUCUCAUUCUUGUUCGAAAUUUCUUGCCUGGUUACCAACAAGUUGUUCGUGGGGAAUGGGAUGUUGCAGCUAUUGCUUACAGAGCUUAUGAUUUAGAAGGAAAGACAGUUGGAACUGUUGGCUGUGGGCGAAUUGGAAGGCUGUUACUCCAAAGAUUGAAGCCUUUCAAUUGUAAUCUUCUGUAUCAUGAUCGGGUCAAGAUGGACCCAGAGUUGGAGAAUCAAAUCGGUGCUAAGUUUGAGGACGAUCUUGACGCCAUGCUUCCAAAAUGUGACAUCAUUGUCAUCAACACCCCUCUAACUGAGAAAACAAAGGGGAUGUUUGACAAGGAUAGGAUCGCUAAGUGUAAGAAAGGAGUUUACAUUGUUAACAAUGCUAGAGGAGCAAUCAUGGAUACACAAGCAGUUGUGGACGCCUGUAACAGCGGACAUAUUGCAGGUUAUGGUGGGGAUGUUUGGUAUCCACAACCAGCUCCAAAGGACCAUCCAUGGCGGUACAUGCCAAACCAUGCCAUGACCCCUCAUAUUUCUGGCACUACAAUUGACGCACAGUUGCGAUAUGCGGCUGGAGUCAAGGACAUGCUGGAGAGUCACUUCAAAGGAGAGGAGUUUCCACUGGAGAAUUACAUUGUUAAGAAGGGUGAACUAGCUCCCCAAUACCGUUAAACCUGCUUUUGAAUAACUUCCCGAGUUGAGUUUGUUCUCCACAUACUGAGCAAUAACAAUACGAAUAAUGUAGUUUUGAAGUAGAAUAUGUUGUUAAGAGCAAGCGUAGAGCUCUGUGGAGUGAGAAAAAUGUAGGUUGUAAUCUCAUAAACUGCUUUACUUUGAGAGAAUGUUGUUUAAUCAUAAGCAUGGUGUUAGCAA
Messenger RNA from Rhododendron vialii, 1573 nucleotides. Its product is annotated as formate dehydrogenase, mitochondrial. The transcript has 6 exons. Lineage: Eukaryota; Viridiplantae; Streptophyta; Magnoliopsida; Ericales; Ericaceae. Gene Ontology annotation, cellular component: mitochondrion; chloroplast. The coding region runs from base 206 to 1372 and encodes 388 amino acids. The record is from RefSeq and is a predicted model, not a curated record. Gene Ontology annotation, molecular function: oxidoreductase activity, acting on the CH-OH group of donors, NAD or NADP as acceptor; formate dehydrogenase (NAD+) activity; NAD binding.